This is a messenger RNA of Ricinus communis (castor bean), 2921 nucleotides long. Its product is annotated as putative serine/threonine-protein kinase-like protein CCR3. The coding region runs from base 193 to 2643 and encodes 816 amino acids. Gene Ontology annotation, biological process: protein phosphorylation. The transcript has a single exon. The record is from RefSeq and is a predicted model, not a curated record. NCBI's taxonomy places the organism in Eukaryota, Viridiplantae, Streptophyta, Magnoliopsida, Malpighiales, Euphorbiaceae. Gene Ontology annotation, molecular function: protein serine/threonine kinase activity; ATP binding.
AUUUAAAUAAACCGUCCAAACACCUCCUUGACACUUUUUAACAGUCUUUUUUACUUCAAAGAAAGUCUAAACUGACACCUGAAAGCUGAAACUCUCAUCCCUCUCUCUCUCUCUCAAAUUAGCCAAAUGAUGCUCGCCGGAAUAGACCACCAGCACCACCACUCCGGCCACUGCAGACUCUCGUUCUCUUAAAUGACGAAACUUCCCUUUUCCUCUGUCAUCACCCUUUCUUUAACUGCUCUCACAUUCCUCAGUCUCUUUCCAUUCAAAGCCCAUCCUUUAGGUUCCGGCUCGACAAUCGCCGUCACCUCCACCGCCGUGUGCGGCAUCGUGGCGGCGAGGACUAACCAGUAUAUAAUUUGUUAUGAGGAUGGUAACAUAAUAUACGUUGAACCCACAAUCUCUUUCUCCGCCAUCUCCGGCGGCCAGAAUUUCUUUUGCGGCCUCCGGUCCGGUGGCUAUGCUUUCUUGUGUUGGGAUACAUCAAAUUCAAAUCUCUCUUUAGGUUACAAUAACCCAAAAAGAGUUUACUAUAAUACUACUGUUUUAUUACAGAAUAUUGCUGUUGGUGGAAAUCAAGUUUGUGGGUUGUUAAACAACACUGUUUCUAGUGUUGAUGGUGCUGGUAGUGUUCAAUGUUGGAGAGGAAAUGGAAGUUCUAGUAACGGAUCACCGGCGGAUAGUGAUAAGUUUCAGUCAAUCUCAUCCGGAUUUGGUUUCAAUUGUGGAAUUUUGAUGAAUAAUAGUAGAAUUAUGUGUUGGGGUAGCAAUCCAAUUGGAAAAGAUAUUGAAUCUGAAUUUGGGAAUAUGUCAAUGAUGAGUAUUGUAGCUGGUGGUUCACAUGUUUGUGGUGUGAAUUCAACUGGGGCUUUAGUUUGUAAAGGGGACAAUACUUCUGGUCAAUUAGAUGUUCCUUUAAAUUCUACUGCAUUUGAGUAUUCACAAUUGGCUCUUGGGGUUAAUCAUAGUUGUGCACUUAGAUAUGAGGGAUCAGUUGUUUGUUGGGGUGGAAGUGGUGAGUAUUCUGUAAAUGGAACUAAAGAUCUUCAUUUUGAGUCUAUUGUUUCAGGUUCUAAUUUUACUUGUGGAUUGACUACUAGUAAUUUAUCAAUAAUGUGUUGGGGACCUGGUUGGUCUAAUGUUGAUAAUUCUGGUAUUCAGAUUCUUCCAUUGCCUGAUCGAAUUCUUCCUGGACCUUGUGUGCAAUCUUCUUGUGAAGGUACAAGAAUGUAUCCUGAUUCUGAUGGGUUGUGUUCUGGUUCAGGGAAUGUCUGCUAUCCUCCGGGAUUAAAUAUUUCUAUGCUCUUCCCACCGUCGCCACCACAACCACCAUUUUUGCCAUUCCCGCCUUCGCCAUCAGUAUUGCCUUCUCCAUCAUCUCCAUCGAAGGAAUUGACAACUGGGUUAUUGGUGUUUUGCAUUAUUGGAUCAGUAGGAGGUUUUGCUGGUAUUUGCACAAUUAUUUAUUGCUUGUGGACUGGUGUUUGUUUUGGGAAAAAGAAAGUGCAUAAUUCCGUUCAACCCACAAUAACUAGAGGUGGUUCCAACGGUGGUACAACAUCGAAUAACAGUGGUAUUCUUUCGAGAUCAUCGACCAUUAUGCGCCAGAGCUCGAGGGCAAUGAGACGCCAGAGGAGUGGAACCUCAUCGAAGCAUGCAGACAAAGCUGAGGAAUUUAGUCUAGGUGAGCUAGCUGCUGCUACGAAUGAUUUCUCACUAGAUAACAAGAUUGGUGCAGGGAGCUUUGGUGUUGUAUAUAGAGGCAAAUUAGCUGAUGGUCGCGAAGUGGCUAUUAAGAGAGGUGAAACAGGGCAGAAGACGAAGAAAUUUCAAGAGAAAGAGAGUGCAUUUGAAUCUGAAUUGUCAUUCUUGUCAAGGGUUCACCACAAGCAUCUGGUAAGGCUUGUUGGUUACUGCGAAGAUGGGGAUGAGAGGCUUUUAGUUUACGAGUACAUGAAGAAUGGCGCUCUAUAUGAUCAUUUACAUGACAAGAACAACAUUAAAAAGAAUAGUAGUGUCAUCAAUUCAUGGAAAAUGAGGAUCAAGAUUGCAUUAGAUGCUGCUAGAGGAAUCGAAUAUCUUCACAAUUACGCAGUCCCAUCAAUAAUCCACAGAGAUAUCAAGUCUUCUAACAUCUUGCUCGACGCAAAUUGGAUAGCAAGAGUUUCUGAUUUUGGAUUAUCGUUGAUGGGGCCUGAAUCUGAUAGAGAUUACAGGCCAAUGAAGGCAGCAGGAACAGUUGGUUACAUUGAUCCUGAGUACUACGGUCUAAAUGUGUUAACAGCAAAGAGUGAUGUGUAUGGCCUUGGAGUGGUACUAUUAGAACUUUUGACAGGGAAGAGAGCAAUAUUCAAAGGUGAUGAUAAUGGAGGGACACCAACAAGUAUAGUGGAUUUUGCAGUGCCAAGGAUUAUGUCUGGUGAAUUAGCUAAGGUAUUGGAUCACAGGGUCGGUCCGCCGGAGCUCAAUGAAGCAGAGGCAGUAGAAUUGGUAGCAUAUACAGCCCUCCAUUGUGUGAACUUAGAAGGGAAAGAUAGGCCAACUAUGGCUGACAUUGUUGCUAAUUUGGAAAGAGCUUUGUCUCUCUGUGAUGGUAGCCAUGGCAGCAUCUCCAGUGGUACAAUCUCAGUAGUUUCAGAAUGAAACAAACACCACCUAGUAAGCCUUCCCCCCAACAAAAAAGAAAACACAAAUUCAAUUCUUCAAUUUUUAGAUAAUUUCUUUGGCAUAAUUUGAUGUAAAGAUUUAGGGGUUACCUUUCUUCUCUUUCCUUUAUUUAUUUAUUUAUUUUUUCUUUCUAAAUUUUUACAGGAAUCAUUAGUUUCUUCUAACAUUUGAGCUGUAGUGUAGGAUUUUUUUAUGAACACUGACAGCAAUGAGAAUGAUUACAUGAUAUAUUCUCAUGAAGAAUGUUCUUUUUA